AUGGCAUUGUAUUAUGAAUCAUCAUCAUCAUCAUCGAAUGAGAGUGAAGAAGAAUUUAUCUUAAAUAUAUUGAUACGUUUACCAAAACCAAGGGUGUUUCGAAAUAGACUUGAUCCACUGACUUAUUUUGAUGAUGUAGAAUUCAGUCGUAGAUUCCGUCUUUCUAAAGUCAUGUUUGGUGAAUUGAUGCAUUUGAUUGGGGAAAAUAUUCAACAUGACACAAGAAGAAAUCAUGCUAUUCCAUCUUCAAUGCAAAUAUUAAUUACAUUGCGAUUUCUUGCAACAAUUCUGGAACAUUCCAAGCAUGGUAGAAAAUGUAGGUCUUACAGAAGAGUAUACAGCCUCAUGAAAUACCCUAUCACUCUGUUACUGACUUACUCUGACUAUUCUGUGAAAUAUUUUCAGGCAGUUAUUGGCGAUUUGGUUAACAUUCAUAAAUCAUCAGUAUGUCGUAUUAUUAAACGAGUGUGUAAUGAAAUUGCUCAACUCCGAAGAAAGUUUAUAAAAAUGCCAUCAACCCUUGAAGAAAUACAACAAACAAAAUUUGGGUUUUAUAAAAUGCACAAAUUUCCUCAAGUUAUUGGAGUUAUAGAUUGUACCCACAUCAGAAAUCAGUCUCCUUGCCAAGAUAUUGGGGAACAAUUUCGCAAUAGAAAGGGUUACUUUAGCUUUAAUGUACAAGCCGUAUGUAAUAGUAAUCUAGAUAUAACCGAUAUUGUUGCAAGAUGGCCUGGAUCAGUGUACGAUAGCACUAUUUUCGAUAAUAGUUCUGUUCGUGCCAAAUUAGAAAAUAAUGAGUUUGGAGAUUGUUAUAUUCUUGGAGAUGGAGGUUACCCAUGUAGGAAAUAUUUAAUGACACCUCUUUUAAAUCCUCUAACUGCAUCAGAAAAAAAAUACCAAAAAUCUCAAAUAGGUACAAGAAAUAUAAUUGAAAGAGUUUUUGGUAUUUUAAAAAGAAGAUUUCCUGCAUUAGCCUUGGGCAUAAGGACAAAAUUGACAACCACUAUGGCUAUAAAGCUGGUUACACACCUAGCGUUUUCGACGCAGCGUUUUAGAGCGUUUUAG
Messenger RNA from Acyrthosiphon pisum (pea aphid), 1065 nucleotides. RefSeq names its product putative nuclease HARBI1. The coding region runs from base 1 to 1065 and encodes 354 amino acids. The record is from RefSeq and is a predicted model, not a curated record. The transcript is spliced from 5 exons. Lineage: Eukaryota; Metazoa; Arthropoda; Insecta; Hemiptera; Aphididae.